AUGGAGGCCACAGUGGAGCAGAAAUGCGCCUGCAGCCAGUGGAGGACCCCAUGGAGUGAGCGGCUGCCUGAAGGAGGCUAUGAGCCCGUAGAAAGCCUGCACUGCAGCAGAUUCCUGGCAGAAACUAGGAACCUAUGGAAAGAUGAGGUUUGCAGACAGGAGUUGUCCCCCCACAAGCUGGAGCAAGCUGUUCCUGCGGGAUUGUUUCCCCCAUGGAUGAUACCGACAUUAGGGCAGUUUGUGAAAAGCUGCACCUUGUGGAUGAGACCCACACUAGAGAAAUUCAUGAAUAUCUGGAACCCAUGGGAAGGACCAAUGUUGAAGAAGGAAACGCCAUCUCUCUUUUGGGGAAUGAUGAGAUGGGACAGCUGCCCAGACACUGAUGAAGAGCAUGUGAAUUUUACUAGAAGAGAUGAACUGAACAGAGCUCACAGUGAGGAGAGAGAGGAACCAAAUGGACCCUUGAACUUUGAGCUUGAUGUUUGCCACCAAAAACCAGAAUACAAGUCUCCAGCUUCCCUGCCACGUGCUCAGGUUAAAUUGAUCACCAGCUGGGAAGCAGGAUGGAAUGUAACAAAUGCCAUUCAGGGAAUAUUUGUCCUAGGAUUGCCAUAUGCUCUUCUCCACAGUGGAUACAGUGGCCUGUGUCUUAUUAUCUUGGCUGCAGCAUUAUGCUGUUACACAGGUAAAAUCCUAAUCGCUUGCCUGUAUGAAGAAAAUGAAGACGGGCAGCUCAUAAGAGUGAGAGACACUUAUGAAGACAUUGCAAAUGCCUGUUGCAAAAAGCUAUUUCCCCAACUAGGUGGUAUAGUUGUCAAUGUGACCCAAGUGAUGGAACUGAUCAUGACAUGUGUUUUGUAUCUAGUUGUUAGUGGGAACUUGCUAUCACAUAUUUUUCCAUAUGUACCAGUGACUGAGAAAACUUGGUCUGUAAUUGCAUUUGUUACACUGCUGCCUUGUAUAUUUAUCAAGACUCUCAAAAUUGUUUCCAAACUCAGCCAGCUGUGCUCCUUGGUCCAUUUCAUUAUCAUCCUUGUGGUAAUGACUUACUGUCUCACACAAAUACAUCAAUGGUCCUGGGCAAAAUUCAGACUCUCCAUUGAGUUUGAGGACUUUUUGGUCUCUGUAGGGGUGAUCAUCUUCAGUUACACUUCGCAAAUAUUUCUUCCCACACUUGAAGGUAACAUGAAAAACCCAGGAGAAUUUAGAUGUAUGCUGAACUGGACUCACUUUUUUGCUUGUGUCUUGAAAACAACCUUUGCACUGACUGCGUUCUUGACCUGGGGUGAACAGGUAAAGGAAAUUAUUACUGACAACCUGCCAUCAUUUCUUCAAACCCUAGUGAAUUUGUGUCUCUUAACCAAGGCUCUUCUUUCUUACCCUUUGCCCUUUUUUGCAGCCACAGAAAUUGUGUGUGCUUGUAUUACUAGAGGCAACCAUUCCAAUUACAGAUCUCCUCUGUUUGCUGUGGGCGUAAGAGGCUCAUUUCUCCUGUUAACUCUGCUGAUGGCCAUGUUCAUACCACACUUCGCCCUGUUGAUGGGUUUAACAGGCAGUGUAACAGGUGCUGCUAUGACUUUUCUUCUUCCUUCUCUCUUCCAUUUGAAACUUAAAUGGAAAAAACUAUCCUUCCUAGAGAAAUAUACAGAUAUCUCUGUUUUUAUUUUGGGGCUCCUUUGUAGCCUUGCAGGAAUAUUUUGUUCAAUAAAAGGACUGCUUGAAGUAUUUGGAGGAAUGUAA
Molecule: messenger RNA, 1740 nt
Organism: Colius striatus (speckled mousebird)
Lineage: Eukaryota; Metazoa; Chordata; Aves; Coliiformes; Coliidae
Product: vesicular inhibitory amino acid transporter
Exons: 3
Coding region: 1-1740 (579 amino acids)
Biological process (GO): amino acid transmembrane transport
Cellular component (GO): vacuolar membrane
Molecular function (GO): amino acid transmembrane transporter activity
Source: RefSeq, a predicted model, not a curated record